Molecule: messenger RNA, 1383 nt
Organism: Symbiodinium sp. CCMP2456
Lineage: Eukaryota; Dinophyceae; Suessiales; Symbiodiniaceae
Source: the annotation of a GenBank genome assembly
AUGGCUGGCGCAAGAUUCGUCGCGCUGCUGCUGGCCUGCCUGCUACGUCAGCAAGUUGACUGUGCAAGGAUUGGUGGCCAGUCCGGGAGCAACCAAACGGUGGCAGAGCCCGUCACCAUCACUCUGGGCAUUUUGGGAGCUCUGGGCUCAGUGUACUCCAUGCGGAAGUCCUGGCAGUCGAUCAAAAGAAGCAAGGAGCAGGAUCUUGCGGCGACGAAGCUUGUCCAGGACAUGGCAGAAACUUCGCGGGAACACUGCAGAUUGCUCAGCAACAUCGAUGCCAUGCUCUACAACGGGCAGCUGGGUCUGGAGGAGCUCCUCCACAACGAUAAAGCAGAGCCGGAGGUACGGCAGGCCUGUGCAGAUGAGAACAGACUGCAGCACAUGCAAGACGUGAUGGUGCGCAGUCUUCGCGAAGAAUGCUCGCAUCUGGACGCAGCCGGGUUCCCGGAGCAGCUGGCAGAGUGCAGGAGUCAGGUCGCCACGAAUUUCACAUACUUGGAAUGCGGUCAGACCGCGCUGAAGGACUCGUGGUCCCAAAGACUGCUUUCGGCCAAGCUGAAGCGAUACCGUUUGGAUGCGGUAAUGUCCAGUUGGUGCACGGCGGACGAGCGCAGGGCGCCGCGAGCGACGGAGGCCUCUUUGGAUUUAAAGGCGACCUCCUUGGGCCAAGGCCUUCGGCAGAGCACGCAAAUUGGCCUGUUCGGCCUGGCUACCGCGACGCUGGGCUUGGUGAGCUUCGCCUUCUCGUUGUACGAAUCCGAAACCAACAAGAAGCCGGGCUUCGACAUCUUGUUCCAAUACAUGCAGGCCCAGCAGGAUGCUCGUCAUAGGCAGCUUUGUCAGGAUCUUACGCGGCAUUGGCUGCAAGCCAGCAGGAUCUAUGCCUGGGGCCUGGCUAUGAGAUCGGACAUCUACUUCCAGAGCGGACUGGCUGGGCCCAUGAACACUCUGGACACGGAUUCUUGGGACCGAUGGCCCCUUGAGAGCAGAAGUCAGUGGGCCUGCAGCCGGCCCAAGCAGUGCCUUGUACCGCUCACCCCGAAUGUUGUUGAUGUGGACCCUGCCUACCCGAAGCAGCUUGGAAAGGGCUGCACAGCUGCAGGGUCAUACUUUCGUGUUUGUGGCGAUGGCGGCUCGACUGUCACAACAAUGGUCCCCCUCGCAUGCUUCUCCACAUCCUUUGAGAGGCGUGGACGUAGCAGGGAGUGGACUCUAUCUUUCCGUCUCAGAAACCCACAGCCACCAGGGAGCUUUGAGGAUUCGAACUACGAUGCCCAGGAGUGUGCGAAGCCCCUAAUCGAGUUCAUUGACGGGCAUCGCUCUGUGGCACAAGCUCGCGACAAUAUUCAGCAAGUUUGCAGCCGAGCUGACACCGCUUGA